GAAUGAAAAAAUACAAAAGGUAUAGACUAAAAAAUAAUUUUUUGUGAGAGCAUGUAAGUGUGGGGGUGUGAGAACAAUAGGUGGAAUAAAAAAAAUUUUGAGGAAAAAAUGUUGUUAGGAAAAGGUUUAAAGUAAUUAGUAUAAUGGUCCCAACCUGUAGACAAGAAUGGGACAAGCUUAGAAAAAAUAGGGAGGGAUUGCAAAAAUUUCCUCUGGAUCGAGUUUCGAGUAACCUAACCCAUCUCUGUUGUAGAAAAGCAGUUUCCAUAGGAAAAUUGAGGAGAGAUUCAAGCUCUAUCUCACUUUAUUUUUGGGAUAGAUUUUGCCUAAAUCCCAUAAAAAAUACUCAAAACCGAUCCAAUAAAUGGGCUUAUUUUCCAUAUAAAUCCUAA
This is a messenger RNA of Meloidogyne enterolobii, 392 nucleotides long. Lineage: Eukaryota; Metazoa; Nematoda; Chromadorea; Rhabditida; Meloidogynidae. The record is from the annotation of a GenBank genome assembly.